AUUUAGUUUUUCAGAGCCGCGUUGUGGUACCGAUGACAGGUGCGGCGGUGAGCCACUCACCCGCCUUCGUCGAGUGGGUGUGCUUGUAUCUCGCCCGACACUCACCGAGGCCGAUCUGCCUCCCCAGCCGCUCGUCGUGCGCAGCCGCCUUCGGCGACGAUGUCCAUCAAAUGGCCUCCAGGUGGGGGAGGGCAGAACAAUCCUCCAGCCAGGCAUCACAACCAGAAUCUGUUGCCCGAUGGCUGCCAACGUCAACAGGCAGGUGAACUUCAACUAUGGAAAAGACGGUUCCGAAUCAGCAAGGACGUUAUCAGGCUUGGACAGAGAUUGCUUCAUGCAUACCAGUUUCAUAGCUUAGAUAGAUUUCUUCCCGCUGAGUGCCUAUGCCAAAACCUCCUGCAAACGGAAAUUCAAUGGAGAAAAAAGGCAAUUUACACUUAUGGAAGUACCUGAUCCGAAACUAUGUGUCUUAUGUCACCUAAUGAGUCCCUUAGAGCCGAUAGACCCUGUAUUAGAGUCACCUCUGGUUCAACCUCUAUUCAAGCAACGGAUUACUGCGGGCGAACUGGUGAACGAGGUGGCCCAAGCAAAGACUGCAGUUACUGGGAUGUUGCUUGCCAAUAUGGAGAGAAACGCUGAAUUUCCUUUCAUAACUUACUACGUGAUAAAUACAUCUCAAACAAAUCCUGUGAUGUUUUAUAACAACUUGCGCACUGCCAGCUUGACGAAGUUCGAUCCUAGGACAACCAGGUAUACAGCGGCACAUACACUUGACUUGUACACAGAAGUAGCUUCGAUAUGUCGGCCGCCGAUUCACGAAAUUGGCAUGUCCUUAGCCAAAACGCAUACUUCGGCCACUGGUUACAUGGUUUCCGUCUACAAAGUUUUCGAAGGAGACGACAGAGAAAAAUUCGAAAGAAAUUGGUUAUAUUGGACUGGUGCAAGGAUGAUCUACAGGUACCUCCCUUCAGCGGCUGGCCUAAGGCGGAUAUCCCUUCACAAGUCCCUAAGUCCUAAAGGCGACAAAAUGUACAUCCUCUUGUGCGAAUGUGCAAACCUUCUCAAUGACGUCACAGUAUGCGCUUUACUCCUACCGGCCUUACGAGCUAGACUUACAGGAUACACCGGAAUUUUCAGACCUCUACAGACUUUUUGAAAGUACUUAACGUAUAGUAUAUAAGCGUUAUUUCGACUAACUGAUGUGAUCUUUUGUAUAUAAAACUUGAUGGCUGUUGUUAAAAUAUACUAUACAGUAUGUUACCUCUAAUAUUCGAGCAUAUGGCAAAUGGCAACACUGUAAAAAGGUCAACGUGGUGACCGAAACGUCAGUAGAGGGUAAUUUCUACACAAGUGGUUUCAUUUGGCUAAGGAAACAGUUCUAGCAGCAUAAAAAGCUCAGGAUAAGUUUUAAAAGUUACAUUAAGCUUUUUAAUAUAUUAACUCAUCAAUUAUUGUGAUAUUAUUAUUGAACACCCAGAUUAUAGAUUUAUACGCAAUAUGAUGGUGGAAUUGUAUGAUAUUUGUGGUAAAAUACUGUAUGAGGGAAAAUGUUUAGUUGCUAUGUAAAACCAUGAUGUUUAGGCUAUAAAUACAGGCAAUAAUUUUAUUUAUAGAUCAUAUCCUUUAUGAUGAUCAAAAAUAUCGUUAAAUCUUAGGGGACCACAAGUGUCUUUAAUUUAUUGAAUGGUAUAUAUAUCAUACAUAUUACGAUUCGCAAGUCAUAGAAGACCAAUAUUCCUAUGAAACAUAUUAAACAAAUAAUUUUGGAAAUUUUGGUACCUAAAUAUACAGUGUGUUGAUCUAUGGAAUGCUUUCUUGGGGGAUUCUAAGAAAAAAAGUUUAUUAAAUCAUAGAACCGGUAAUGCUUCGUUUUCGAUAUACAGGAUGACAGCCUUUUUUAAAAAUCCGUUUUUUUCGAAAUUGCUGAUUUAGUUGUUUUGUUGAAAUUAAAUGCCUACAGACAUUUACCGCCGAUAAUUCAACUAAAGUCACUAGAGAAACAAUUGCCACAUGGCCAUGUAUAUCACCGGAUUUUGACACCGUUAAAUGCUUCCGUUAUGUUUUAUUGGCGCCGAUACGAUUGUACCUACUAAAUUUCAACAAAGCGUAAGAACUUGGCGAAAAGGUUAUUACAAUUUAUACAAAAAAGGACUUGAAACGUUCGGUACACUGUACUCAGACUUUAUUAGCACCCUGUAUAUUUUCCAAGAAUGUUUAUUUGAAAAACGAUAUAUCCGAACCUGUUACAAUUGAUUAUUGUACUCUGAAAUUGUCACGUUAGAAUAUUUUUACCAAUUAAAAGAGAGGAAAAAUACAUAUCCUAAUUUUUUUAUUUACAAUAUCAAUGAUUAAUAAUCAUAUUUUUCUAGUGUACCUUAAAGAAGUAACGACGACUAUAUCAACUAUAAAAUAGUUUACCAGAAAAUGGUUUCUAAUAGUAUAGAAAUUUUUGAAAAAUUACCGGGUAUUUAUUCGUUUAUCUAGGUCUCUUGAAGCAACAAUAUCAUUAUAGCAAUAUUCGUUAUACAUACGGUUUUAAAAAUGAGUUACUAUUAGGUAAUAUAAUAACUAAUAUAUCUAAUAUAUUUAAGCGUUCUGUACAUAAGAUGUUUAUCGAUGUACAUAUGUAUACUAAGGUGUUAUAUUUUUCGACCAAAGCUUAUAUGAACUUUGCUUCAUUGUAAGGCUACUGUAGCAAACUUUUAACAAUCAUAAUUUGUCACAUGUUUUGUAACAUUUCACUGGAUUAUGACGCACACAUUUGAAUAAACUUUUUAGGCAGCAAUUGAUCACUUAAA
Molecule: messenger RNA, 2798 nt
Organism: Acanthoscelides obtectus
Lineage: Eukaryota; Metazoa; Arthropoda; Insecta; Coleoptera; Chrysomelidae
Source: the annotation of a GenBank genome assembly